Messenger RNA from Leopardus geoffroyi (Geoffroy's cat), 6583 nucleotides. It is a transcript of the gene CCND2, whose product is annotated as cyclin D2. Gene Ontology annotation, cellular component: cytoplasm; nucleus; cyclin-dependent protein kinase holoenzyme complex. NCBI's taxonomy places the organism in Eukaryota, Metazoa, Chordata, Mammalia, Carnivora, Felidae. The record is from RefSeq and is a predicted model, not a curated record. The transcript is spliced from 5 exons. Gene Ontology annotation, molecular function: cyclin-dependent protein serine/threonine kinase regulator activity. Gene Ontology annotation, biological process: regulation of cyclin-dependent protein serine/threonine kinase activity; mitotic cell cycle phase transition; positive regulation of G1/S transition of mitotic cell cycle. The coding region runs from base 343 to 1212 and encodes 289 amino acids.
AACCGGAGAGGGGAGCGAGGCGAGAGGGAGGAGAACUAACUGCCCAGCCAGUUUGCGUCACUGCCUCUCAGAGCAGAGAAGAGCGAGCAGGGGAGAGCGAGACAAGUUUGAAGGGGAGGGCAGGCAGAGUCAGCAGCCCCCGAGGCUCUCCUCUCCCACCGCCCAUCCCUUUCCUCUCUUCUCCCUCAGCCUCUCUCUCUCUCUGCCCCAUAACUUUUCUCCCGAAAACCCCCUACCUAGCCAAAGGAAGGAGGUAAGGGGAACCCUCUCCCCUCCCCCCUCCAAAACCCCCCAAUUUUCCAGUCCGGAGAAAGCAGGGAGCGAGCGGGCACCCGGCUGGCCAUGGAGCUGCUGUGCUGCGAGGUGGACCCGGUCCGCAGGGCCGUGCCGGACGCCAACCUGCUCUACGAUGACCGCGUUUUGCAGAACUUGCUCACCAUCGAGGAGCGCUACCUUCCCCAGUGCUCCUACUUCAAAUGCGUGCAGAAGGACAUCCAGCCCUACAUGCGCAGGAUGGUGGCCACCUGGAUGCUGGAGGUCUGUGAGGAACAGAAGUGUGAAGAAGAGGUCUUCCCUUUGGCCAUGAAUUACCUGGACCGCUUCUUGGCUGGGGUCCCAACUCCUAAGACCCAUCUGCAGCUCCUGGGUGCUGUCUGCAUGUUCCUGGCCUCCAAGCUCAAAGAGACCAUCCCUCUGACAGCAGAGAAGUUGUGCAUUUACACCGACAACUCCAUCAAGCCUCAGGAGCUGCUGGAGUGGGAGCUGGUGGUGUUGGGGAAGUUGAAGUGGAACCUGGCGGCUGUCACUCCUCAUGACUUCAUCGAGCACAUCCUUCGCAAGCUGCCCCAGCCCAGCGAGAAGUUGUCUCUGAUCCGCAAGCAUGCGCAGACCUUCAUUGCUCUGUGUGCUACCGACUUUAAGUUCGCCAUGUACCCGCCAUCGAUGAUUGCAACUGGAAGUGUGGGAGCUGCCAUCUGUGGGCUCCAGCAGGAUGAGGACGUGAGCUCGCUCACUGGUGAUGCCCUGGUAGAUCUGCUGGCCAAGAUCACCAACACGGAUGUGGACUGCCUCAAAGCCUGCCAGGAGCAGAUUGAGGUGGUGCUGCUCAACAGCCUGCAGCAGUUCCGUCAGGACCAGGGGGAUGGGUCCAAGUCGGAGGAUGAACUGGACCAGGCCAGCACCCCUACAGACGUGCGGGAUAUUGACCUGUGAGGAUGCAGUCGGGCCGAAUGGGAGAGACGUGUUCACAUCUGCUCUCUCCUCUCUGGUUGUGUUUUGUUCUUUAUGUUUUAGGAUGAAACUUAAAAAAAAAAAAAAAAAUUCUGCCCCCACCUAGAUCAUAUUGAAAGAUCUUUUAGAAGUGAGAGAAAAAGGUCCUAUAUAAAUGGAAUAACUAAAAGCAUUUGGUGCCUAUUUGAAGUACAACAGAAGGGAAUCCCUUGUAUAUGCGAACAGUUAUUGUUUGAUUAUGUUAAAAGUAAUAGUAAAAUGCUUACAGGAGACCCUGCAGAGUAGCUAGAGAAAAAUGUACGCCUGCAAAUAUGGGAACAAAUUAGAGGAGGCUUUUUUUUUUUUUCAUGUUAUGAACUAGCACGUACACACCCCUUUUAGGAUAAUUUCAAGGAACUGUGUGUGCCAUUUAUGGCGUCAUUAGAUUGCGAAGCAAUGAACUCAAGAAGGAAUUAGAAAUAAGGGACAUGAUGGAGGGAGGGAGGACAAAACAAUCUGUUAACGCGGUCGAACCAUUUUGGACGUGGAAGCACCUUUGCUCUCGACCACCUGUUUGUCACUAAGUCAGGAGCAUAGCUGAAUCUCUAGUUGCGAACUCUUGCUGUCUACAGUAGCUGCUACCUAAAAGAGAGGUUUUAUUUUGCCAGUCGGACGCAGGUGAUGGGGUCCUGGGUUUCACGUGUCUUUUUGACAUCAUGCUUCUUCUUCCAAACAUGGUUCGUGGCAGACACCACCGUGUUUUUAUCAAAAGGGGCAAUUUCGCUUUGGGCCAUAACCAAAACUCCUAUGAAAUGGAGGCAGAUGGAGACCGAGGGUGGGAUCUGGAAUGGAAUCUUUUCUCUUAAUGUAUUGAAGAGGGUAAUGUGACCUUGGCAUCCUUUAUUAAAAAAAAAACAACUGAUUUUUGGUGCUGAUUGGCAUGUCUGGUCCACAGUUUAGCAUUGUUAUAAACCAUUCCAUUCGAAAAGCACUUUGAAAAAUUGUUCCUGAGGAAUAGAUGGGAUGGUUUAUGCAAAUCAUGCUGGAUAGACUCCUCCCUUGUCCUGUGCCCCUCCCCCUCCAGCCCUCAGUCAGGUGACUAUUCACUUCUGGUAUCUGACAUUCUUUGGUACACAGUUCUGGUAUCCCUACCAGGACUCAAGAGACACCCCUUUCCACCAACAUCCCUGUCACAACAUUCCUCCAUAAAGCCUACAAACAAAAAGCUGUUACAUUUUGAUGGCACAGAAGGAUCUGAAUUCCCACCUAUAUACUUCUCCUUUGGACAUGGAAAGAAAAGUUAUUGCUGGUGCAGACAGACAGCUGAAUAUGAAUAUCAGAGUGUGGCAUUGUGUUCCCUUUUCCGUUUUUUGUUAAUUUCAUUGCAAAGUUGUAUUCAGCGUACUUGAAUUUUUUUUUCCUCUCCACUUCUUGGAGGCAUUCAGUUAGCAAAGAGGUUGGAGCAACAACUUUUUUUUUUUUUUUUUUGCACAAUUAUAAUUGACAGGUAAUGAAGCUAUUAAAAUAUUUGCCUUUUUGAGUAAAAAAGAAAAAUCAGAACAGGGCUGCUUUGAAGAAUUAUUUUAUACACAGAUUCUGCCUUGUUUCGUAGUAUGAGGGUUGAAGAUGGAGAAAAAUCUAAGGGUCUCUUAUUUUUCAUUUUAUUGUGUUCAGUUUUUUAUUAUUAUUUUUUUUUUUUGCGCUGCUAAGAAGCUAAGAUCAUUCAUCCUUAUUCACAUUAACAGUACCUAGCUGUAAUGUUUCACAGAGUGUGCUGCUAUUUUAUAAACAUUUUUAUAAUAUAUUAUUUUACUGCUUAAAUCCCAAGUCCUGAAGUAGAUGGUUGAGAUAGGAGUUCUUCGUACUGGAAAAGCCCUUCCAUAGUUUAUUUUCUUCUGGUAGCGUAUUCAUGGUUGGUUUUUUUUGUUGUUGUUGGUUUGUUUUUUUUUUUUUCCAUUUGGGUUUUUUUUUUUUUUUUUUUCCCCUCUCUCUCUCUCUGAUCACAUUCUUCAAAGACAGAACAUUCUUUACCUCAGGUUUACUGGACAAAAUCAAUAGCUACAAAAGAAAAUGAUUCACAUUUUUGUUUUCAUAAUACCUCACAGCCGCAUAGUUUCUGCUUGGGAGCCGUUAGUGUGGGGAAAGAAGUUGGGGAGGAGGCUUCAAGCCCCUCUCAGUGGAGGGUUGGGUGGUUUUGGGUCCUGGGUCUCACACCCAGGGACCUUUUCAGUCAUGAAGGUCAUCAGGCUUCCAUUUUGACUCCGGUAUCCUCAUCAUGAUGGAAAAAAUACAAUUGAACCAAGGGAUUUCCCUUCCCCCUUCCCCCGCAAGGCAGACAUUCAGCAAAACCUUUAUGCAGUGAACUAGGAAGUCAUAAUUUGCACUUAGGUACCAGGUAUCUGGAGACAGAUUGAAAAGAAUUCCAGCAGGCUAUUUGGAGACCCUCAUCUUGUGGCCCUUUCAUAAAGCAGGGCUUUCAUCUGCUUAGGGUCCUUUCAUCUUGAAAGCUUCCCCUCUAGCUUUCCCCUUCCCUGACAUGGGCAUCCCCAGUGUAGGAUAAUCUCAGAGGCUCUUCUAGAUCUGAAUCUGUGGGCAUGUGAAUCUGUGGGGGUUCCUUCUCCCCUACCUGUCUCAGACUGCGGCAGGCUGGCACUAUGCACAGCCAGCCCCUCUGCUGAGUGGCACUACAUGGACUUCAGGUUUUAAAUUGCAUUGAGUUGGCAAGAUUGGGAAAAUAGGUCAGAUAAGUAUUGGAUUGGUAGUGGAAGGGAGGUGGAGAGGCUGUGUCUCUACAGAGAUGCCAUUCCAGAGGAGUCAGUCUCUCUUGAAGUAUGUUUGGAAGGGUUCAGGAUUUGGUGAGUUAGCAUGACCCUAAAAUUCUAGGGAGUUUCUGGUAGGGCGGUGGGUUGUGAAUUCUGAAGUUUUGGAGAGGAAAGCUGAGCAGCCAGUGUUUUGUCAAGAGCUCACUUUGCACAGGAUACUCUUUGGGGCUGUGAGGAGUAACACGGGAUGGAAGGAUACGUGGUCCCUAAAGUCCUUGGGAGUAUUGGAGCCUAAAGAAAGCGAGGUAUGAAGUCACUUAACAGUGACUGUCCCUGGCUCAAACAGAAGCAGCAAAUGAGAGAACCUGAUGAAUAAGGAAGGGAACAGGCCUGCAGACUCUCCCUGCAGUCUGUAACUUCCUGGGUGCCACUGGGGUGAUCUUUUUCUCCUUCUUGCCCUCGGGGCCUGGUGUGAUGGGAGGUGUGGUGUGGCUGAUGGGGAAGGUGCUAGUUUGUUUGGCUUUUCUGCCUGCUUCCUCCUUAAAUAAAAGAAGGAAGCCUGGAUUUGUUAAAGUAGCUGAUGCCCUCUCCUUAGAUCUUGGUUUCCUUGGUAGGAGUUUUUAUGUGACGGAGUUCAGCUCUCCCCCACAGAUUUUUUUUUUCCUCUUUCUCACCUCCCACAAAUGGGGUUCCAAACCUAUUGGUCUUUUUCUACUUUGUUGUCUUUCUAUCUGUUCUUCCUCCUCUCUGUUUCAGUUUUCGGUUUUUUGGUUUUUUUUUGUUGUUGUUGUUGUUUUUUUUUUUUUUUUUUUUUUGGUCAUUGCUAUUACUGUUUUUCUCCAUCAGUGGGGGCUAAGUUGUUCCCCUAGCCUGCCAAAUUUUAUUCCCUCCCCUAGUUUGGCCAAAUCCCGGGGGCGGGGGAGAAAUCCUAGUAUGCCAAAAAUAUAUGCUAAGCAUAAUUCAAUUCCAUGCAGGUUUGUAACAGCCAAGAAGCCCUGCAGGGUGGAAGCUGGGGACAGGUCCCCCAGUAGAAUGCCUUCCCGUGUUGAGAGGAGGGCUCCUCAGAGCAAGGAACUUGUCUUAGGGGAGGCUUUAUUCUGGAACUGCCCUAGGACCCCACUGAAGAGUUCACCAUGUCUUAAAGCCAGAUCCCCUUUGGUCUAUGUGCUCUGUACAAGAGGUGGGUCAGGUAAAGCAACCCUCACGCUGUCGUCCCUUCGCCAGCAGGAUGGGCUCCUCUUCAUGGGGAACUGUCGCUUUCCUGCGGUCUGGCACCCUUGGGGCCUUCUACACUACCCCAGGGGCUCUGGGGAUGAGGUUAAAGAGCAUUAGGCAGGAUUGGAUGACUUUCUCAAAGAAGGUGGGGGGAAUUUUCUCUCCAUGGGCCAUAGGGGGCAGGGCUGGGAGAAGAAAUAGACUUGCACCUUAUAUCAUGUAAAUAAUGAUUUUCUAGUUCAAGAAGAUAAUAUUGGUAGUGUGGGAAUGGGAGGGAGGAAUGGGGAGGAAGUCUGAGUAAGCCAGUUGGCUUCUAAGCCAAAAGGAUUCCUCUUUGUUUAUCUUUGAGACAGUCCAACCCUGAGUAUAGCUUUAAAAGGGAAAUUAGUGCUGAGACGGUAAAGUCCCCUUAAGCCAACAAACUGUAGCUAUAGAACGAGUGAGCGCAGGCUUCUAGUGGUGUGGGCUCGGAGCAGUUUUUAAGAGCUACUCGUGCUGUCGUCCGUUUGUACAAAAUAGGGCAGGAAGAUUCAGGAGGAGGUUUAUGACUUUCUCAUACCACGUGGCUUUUCACGGUUCUGGAUUCUAAACAGCCCAGAACAGUCCUUUCAGCCAGACAUUUGUGUGUCUCUGCUUUUAGACUUGGCUGGACUAUCAGACCCGAUUCUUGGCUCAGGUUUCAAGAAGCCAUCAGCAACUGUAUCCGUGCACACUGUAGCUGCAGCAUGCCUUCCUCUGCCUGCAGCCUACUUUGGGGAAAAAAAGUGCCUUACUGACUGUAGACAUUACAGCAUCCAAUGUAUUUUGACAGGUGCCUGUCCUUUAAAAAAAAAAAAAAGUUUUGUUUUGUUUUGUUUUGUUUUUGUUUCUUUUAAUUGGGUUUUGUUCUUACCGUUGGCCAACUCUUAAAUCCCCAGCAAAUCACUGGGCCAUUGGAUUUUUUCCAUUAUGUUCAUUACCCUUGUACCAUGUACCUCAGAUCUCUUUCUCUCUCAGUUACAGUUUCUCGUCUUGGACUUCUUUUAUUAUUAUUAUAAUUUUUUUUUUUUUUUUUUUGCUUUAAAAUGAGUGUGAUGCCAUAUCGAGUCAAUGUUAUUCUCUCACAAUGUACUCUAUAAGAGGUGUGGGUGCUUAUUUGGUCAGGAUGCUAGCAAGUGCUAAAGUAGCAUGAUCAGUAUAAACAAAAGGUUUUUUAGGAAGUGUGGCAAAAGUGUUUUCUUGGUUAUGAUGGUGACAUGGUAUAGUCAGCUGCCUUUUAAGAGGUCCUGUCUGUUCAGUGUUAAGUGAUUUUUAAAAAUAAUGGCCUGUUAUUUUGACUAGCUUAAAGAUGGAUUUGCAAAUGGUUUUGGAUGCAAUUAGGUUAUGCUAUUUGGACAAUAAACUCACCUUGACCUAAA